Molecule: messenger RNA, 1098 nt
Organism: Australozyma saopauloensis
Lineage: Eukaryota; Fungi; Ascomycota; Pichiomycetes; Serinales; Metschnikowiaceae
Exons: 1
Coding region: 1-1098 (365 amino acids)
Biological process (GO): spliceosomal tri-snRNP complex assembly
Source: RefSeq, a predicted model, not a curated record
AUGUUUCUGAACCAAGGCUUACCCCAGAUUUCAGUUACAAUGGGUCCUCCAAAUGGAACCUUGAUAUUUCAUUACCCAGAAGAUCUCGGACCGGAUGCUGUGAUCGGAAUUGAUACGCAGUUCUUAACUGCUCAAGGCAUUCUAAAAGGAAUAAAGCUUAUACCUCCAGGGCUUCAUUUAUUCCAUUUUUCCAGAUCGAUAUCACAAGGAGACUGUUUGCGCUACGGAUGGUGGUUUUUUAUAGAAGAAGGUCAGGUCUUAUCUGUUGACUGGAGCGAGGAGCAGUCUGUUUUUACUAUAAUACCGGCGGAUAAUUCUGUAGGCGAACUCUACCCUCUUAUGAUCGAGUAUCCAGAAACCCACGCAUUGUGGAACGAGUUGACAAAAUUUGUAGAUACAGAGGCAUUAGAGGAGUAUAUCCCUACACCUCCGGAGCCAAUUAGUACUGCAACACCGCUGUUGGAGGAAAACAUGGUGUUGGCAGAACUACUAAAGAAGCGCCAACCGACUUUGAAGCUAGAAAGCCAAGAACACAAGGAAUUGAAAUAUACCAUACUACAGGAGAAACAGCAAGCUCCGCAAAAAAUGGGAGAGGAGCUCACACGGAGCGCUUUGGAUCGCUCGUGGCAGUUUGAACAACUCUUUGGCCAUGAUAAAGAUCUCUUUCUCGCUGAGCUACAGCUUACACUUAUACAUUUCGUCGUGUUGGGGAAUCUUUGCUCUUGUACACAAUGGUCGACGCUUUUGUACCUGAUUCUGCGCUGCGAGUCCUUUUUGAGGGCUAACCCAUUGUUCACAAGUGACCUUCUCUCACUCAUGAGCACUCAGUUGACGCUAAUACCAACAGAAUACAUCGAUGAGCUGCUGGUAUCUCAAAUCGUAGAUGUGAGCAAAUGCCGGCUUGCUAUUGAAUACUUGGCCGACUUUGUACCUCAACUACCAAGCCUAUAUGCGCCGUGGCAGAAAUUGAAGUUUGUAGCUCAAAGGAAACUCUCGAUGGAGAAAGUCGGCUCAAUUUUUGACAAGAACAAUUUUGAGAUCUACGAUUUAGGUCAACAUGACGCUGACGAUGAAGAUGCUCCUGCAAUUGUGUAUUAA